Cannabis sativa is the source of this 729-nucleotide messenger RNA. RefSeq names its product metallothionein-like protein 2. Lineage: Eukaryota; Viridiplantae; Streptophyta; Magnoliopsida; Rosales; Cannabaceae. Bases 172 to 402 code for a protein of 76 amino acids. The transcript is spliced from 2 exons. Gene Ontology annotation, molecular function: metal ion binding. The record is from RefSeq and is a predicted model, not a curated record.
ACGGAGGAUAUGUACUGGCAGAACCCUCAUUUGCAUUAUAAAUAGCAACAUUGGGUAACAGUCCCAUUAUACCAAUCAGAGUAAUUACUUAUUAAAGUGAAUAACCCUCUUUAAAAUCUUCUCUCUUCACCAUCUAAGCCAAAAGUAUUUUAUUUUAUUUUAUAUAGAAAAAUGUCUUGCAACUGUGGCAGUAGCUGUAGCUGUGGUAGCGAUUGCAAGUGUGGAAAGAAGUUCCCUGACUUGGGAAUCUCAGAGACGAACCCCACCACUGUAACUAUGAUCGCUGGAAUUGCACCACUCAUCAAAAUGAGCUUUGAGGGAGCUGAGAUGAGCUUUGGAGCAGAGAAUGAUGGCUGCAACUGUGGUUCCAACUGCAGCUGCGGCUCAGGCUGUAAGUGCUAAAAUGAUGGGCGAAUCAUAGCACAAGAGCCACACAAAAAACCAACACAUUAAUUGAUAUUAGGAUAAUGGGAUAUAUGAUCAUCUCACUCUAUAAAUAAUGGAAUUGUCUAGUGUGAUUAAUGGUUGGAUAUGUACUAUGUAUUGUAUUUUAAUUAAUUAAGUGGUUUUGAUGUAAAUAAUAAAGACUGUCAUGCAAUAUUUCCGGUGUUCCAUGGCAGUACUUUUUUAUACUUGUGUAACAUGAUUGUCCUUUUUCUUAAAUUUGAUAUGUGUUCUGUAAGUUCGAAUGAAAAAUUUAUAUAUCGUUCUAUUUUUUCUUUUUUCAAA